Messenger RNA from Theobroma cacao (cacao), 3979 nucleotides. RefSeq names its product Leucine-rich receptor-like protein kinase family protein (gene FLS2). Gene Ontology annotation, biological process: protein phosphorylation. Lineage: Eukaryota; Viridiplantae; Streptophyta; Magnoliopsida; Malvales; Malvaceae. Gene Ontology annotation, molecular function: protein kinase activity; receptor serine/threonine kinase binding; ATP binding. The record is from RefSeq and is a predicted model, not a curated record.
AUAUCUUUUUCCAUAGAAAUGACCAUUGAGUUAGUAUCAUUGAGCUCAAAGUCAAGGAUUUGAUACUCAGUUGGGCUUCAAAAACUCCUAGCAGUCAUUGACUAACGAUGUGAUGUCAAGUUGAUGCGGUUUUUCCGGAUCAUUGAUUGGUUGGCAAUUUGCAUAUAAGUGUGUCAUUUGAUCCAAAUUUGUCAUCAGUUUCUUUCAAAACAGCUUUUCAGUAAUAUUUCUCUAGCCAGCAAUGGUGUCGAAAUGUGUCAGUUUAAUCGUAGUCGUACUUUGUUCUGUUUUAGUUAAUGUACUAAGUGCAGAACCAAGCUUGGAAGUUGAAGUUGAGGCCCUGCAGGCGUUCAAAAGUUCUAUCACUCAUGAACCAUUAGGACAACUUGCAGAUUGGACAGAGGCAAAUCAUCACUGCAACUGGUCUGGUAUUGCCUGUGACCCUUCCUCGAGUCGAGUCAUUUCAAUCUCCCUGGUUGAUAAGCAGCUCAAAGGGGAGAUAUCUCCAUUCCUCGGAAAUCUUUCAAGCCUCCAGGUUCUUGAUUUAAGUUCAAAUUCAUUCUCAGGUCAUAUUCCACCUCAACUAGGACUGUGCUCCCAGCUUUCUGAACUAACUCUUUACGAUAACUCUCCGUCGGGUCCAAUUCCACCAGAAAUAGGAAAUCUUAGAAAUCUGCAGUCAAUAGACUUAGGUGAUAACUCCUUGAAUGGAAGCAUCCCUGAUAGCAUUUGCAACUGCACUUCCUUGUUAGCUCUUGGUAUUAUUUUUAACAAUCUCACAGGCACAAUUCCAAAAGACAUAGGAAACUUGGUUAAUCUUCAAAUAUUGGUAGCGUAUGGCAACAAUUUGCAAGGUUCAAUACCUGUUUCCAUUGGCAUGUUGGGAGAUUUGCAAUCUUUAGACCUAAGUGAAAACCAACUGUCUGGAGUAAUACCUUCACAGAUAGGGAAUUUGUCAAGUUUAGAAUAUCUUCUGCUUUUUAAGAACUCAUUCGUGGGAGAAAUUCCAUCUGAACUAGGUCAUUGUAGGAUGCUUAUGGCCCUUGAACUCUACACCAACAAGUUCACGGGAGCCAUUCCUUCUGAGCUUGGAAAUUUGAUUCACUUACAAACUUUAAGAUUAUAUGAGAAUAGGUUGAAUUCCACAAUUCCUCUCUCCUUAUUCCAAUUGAAAUCAUUAACCCAUUUAGGACUCUCGGUGAAUGAGUUGACUGGGACAGUACCGAAUGAGCUUGGAUCUCUGAGCUCAUUAGAGGUACUGACCCUGCAUUCCAAUAAGCUCAGGGGGGAGAUUCCUUCAUCAAUAACCAACUUGACAAAUUUGACGUAUCUGUCUAUGAGCUACAAUUUUCUCACAGGAGAACUUCCACCAAAGAUCGGGUUGCUUUAUAAUCUAAAGAACUUGAGUUUGGAAGUCAAUCUUCUCGAGGGAUCCAUUCCUCCAAGUAUUAUCAAUUGUACCCGUCUUCUGUUCAUUUCUUUGGGUUUUAAUAGGAUGACUGGGAAAAUUCCAUCAGGUUUAGGGCAGUUGCCAAAUUUAACAAUUUUAUCUAUUGGGCCAAAUAGGAUGUCAGGUGAAAUCCCUGACGACCUCUUCAACUGCUUAAAUCUUCGUAUUCUAAGUAUAGCAGAAAACAAUUUCAGUGGAUCGCUAAAGCCAGAUAUUGGCAAACUCUAUAAUGUCCAGGUUCUGAAAGCUUCCUUCAAUUCAUUUGUAGGGGCAAUUCCACCAGAGAUUGGCAAUUUAAGCCAACUCGUGACCUUAACCCUUGCUGGAAAUGGUUUCACAGGCAAAAUCCCACCAGAAUUAUCAAAACUCCAUCUCCUCCAAGGGCUCUCCUUGCAUGACAAUGCUCUGGAAGGUUCACUACCUGAGAAAAUAUUUGAAUUGAAGCAGCUAACUUAUCUUGACUUGCAGCACAACAAGAUAACAGGUUCCAUUCCGGAUGCUGUCUCGAAGGUUGACUUUCUUACAUAUCUCAACCUCAAUGGCAACAUGCUCAAUGGGUCCAUUCCAAAUAGCAUGGAACGUUUAUUUCGACUUUCAACAUUGGAUCUCUCUCAUAACCAUCUCACAGGAUCAAUUCCCAAGUCUGUGCUUGCAGGGAUAAAAGGGGGGAUGCAGCUGUAUCUUAAUCUCUCUUACAAUUUCUUAGAAGGAAGUAUUCCAGAUGAGCUGGGUAUGCUGGAAAUGGUGCAAGCCAUUGACAUCUCAAACAAUAAUCUUUCAGGAGUCAUUCCUAUGACACUUGGGGGCUGCAGAAACUUGUUUUCUCUUGAUCUUUCAGGAAAUAAACUUUCUGGUCCUAUCUUAGCUGAGGUUUUUACUCAAAUGGAUAUGCUUAGAAGCUUGAACCUUUCAAAAAAUAAAUUAGAUGGUGAAAUCCCGCAAAAUUUGGCAAAAUUGAAGCAUCUAAGCUCCUUGGACCUUUCUCAGAAUCAACUGAAGGGUAAUAUUCCUGAGAGCUUUACCAAUAGUUCCAGCUUGAAACAUCUCAAUCUUUCAUUCAAUCAACUUGGAGGCCAUGUUCCUGAGAAUGGCAUAUUCAAAACUAUCAAUUCAUCAAGUUUGGUAGGAAAUACAGCUCUCUGUGGAAACAAAUUUCUCAGGUCAUGCAGCAAGAGAAGUUCACACCGAUUUUCCAGAAAGGCGGUAAUAAUUCUCACCAUCCUAGGAUCAGUUUCUGUACUACUAAUCCUAUUGGUAGCAGUCUCAAUCCUCAUCCAGCGUGCCAAAAAGAGAAAACCAGUGAAGUUGGAAAAUCCAGAACCAGAUUUUACACCAGCUCUAAAAAGGUUUGAUAAAAUGGAAUUACAAAAUGCUACAAAUUCCUUCAGCAAAGACAACAUUAUUGGAGCAAGCAGUUUGAGCACUGUGUACAGGGGUGUGCUGGAAGAUGGGCAGCUUAUAGCUGUAAAGAAAUUAAAUCUGCAUCAGUUCUCCAAAGAAUCUGACAAGAGCUUCCACAGAGAAGUCAAAAACUUGAGCCAUUUAAGGCACAGGAAUCUGGUCAAGGUACUCGGGUAUGCAUGGGAGAGUGAGAACCUGAAGGCUGUAAUUCUUCAAUACAUGGAGAAUGGAAGUUUAGACAGUGUCAUACAUGAUUCAGUGAUGGAACGAAUCUGGACAUUAUCUGAGAGAAUUGAUCUUUGGAUAUCAGUUGCUAGUGCGUUGGAUUACUUGCACUCCGGUUAUGAUUUCCCCAUUGUGCAUUGUGAUUUGAAGCCUUCAAAUAUACUUCUGGAUGGAGAUUGGGUCGCACGUGUUAGUGACUUUGGAACAGCUCGCAUGCUGGAUGUCCAUCUCCAGGAUGGAAGCAGCCUUUCCUCGUCAUCUGCAUUUGAAGGCACCAUUGGCUACAUGGCACCUGAAUUCGCAUACAUGAGGAACGUCACAACUAAAGUGGACGUGUUCAGCUUUGGCAUAGUAGUCAUGGAGUUCCUAACAAAACGAAGACCAACUGGACUCAUGGAAGAAGAGGGACUACCAGCCAGUCUGCGUCAACUAGUUGAGAAAGCCCUUGCUAGUGGAACCAAAGGGAUCCUUCAAGUUUUGGACCCUGUGCUAGCUUCGAAUGUUUCCAAGGAACAAACGGAAGCAUUGGAAGAUCUCUUUAAACUAGCUUUGUCUUGUACCUUCCCUAAUCCUGAGGAGAGACCCAACAUGAACGAGGUUUUGUCUUUCCUUUUGAAGUUAAAAGCAAAACACCACGACACUGAUACGCAAUAUCCUCGUGACGAAUAGAGCACUCUGCUGUCUUGGAGAAGAAUUACUGCAGACUCCACUGCACUAUAAUGUCAGCAAUGUAUUAGUAGGAAUCAAUUACGUUUAUGUUUUUAGUAUGUAAUAUCUUCUCAUAAUGAAUAAUUUCAGUUACCUCGUGAUCAAACUGACCUUUCAGUUCUUUGUUUUGUAAUCUUAUCCUUCUGUAUAAGUCAGUUACUCUCAACAAGUGAGAAAUGAAAAGGAUUGAAUCUC